Messenger RNA from Penicillium mononematosum, 1134 nucleotides. RefSeq lists its product as uncharacterized. The record is from RefSeq and is a predicted model, not a curated record. Lineage: Eukaryota; Fungi; Ascomycota; Eurotiomycetes; Eurotiales; Aspergillaceae. The transcript has 4 exons. Gene Ontology annotation, molecular function: aspartic-type endopeptidase activity. The coding region runs from base 1 to 1134 and encodes 377 amino acids. Gene Ontology annotation, biological process: proteolysis. Gene Ontology annotation, cellular component: fungal-type vacuole.
AUGAGAUAUGCAUUGUUCGCCAGCUCCUUGCUUCUCGGCUGUGCCUCAGCCGCAGUCCAAAGGCUGAAACUGCUAAAGGAAGAGGAGCCUGACGUAAUCGAGACGGGCACAAAUGUAAACAGAUACAUGAACGGCAACGCUCCCCAGCAAGUAUUGGAUGACAAAGUUGUGCAUGGAAUGCAGCAUCAUGAUUUGCCUCUCGAUAGCUAUCUGAACGCUCAAUACUUCACCAAGAUCGAGCUUGGUACGCCGCCGCAGUCGUUCAAAGUUAUUCUGGACACAGGAAGCUCAAAUCUCUGGGUACCAUCGAAGAACUGUGACUCGAUUGCCUGUGCUCUUCACAAGAAAUACAACUCAUCGUUGUCUUCCACCUACGAGAGAAAUGACACACACUUCGCUAUCUCAUAUGGCUCUGGAAGGCUACAAGGAUAUAUGUCUAGAGAGACCCUGGCCAUCGGGGAUAUACAGAUUCAAGGUCAAUUAUUUGCAGAAGCUACCGAAGAGAUUGGACGUGCCUUUAUGGUCGGUAAAUUUGACGGUGUUCUCGGGUUAGGAUUCGACUCUCUCUCUAUUCUUCACACUCCACCACCCUUCUAUACCAUGCUGGAGCAGAAUCUGCUGGAUAAGCCAGUAUUCGCGUUUUAUCUUACAGAUGAGAAGCAUGGAGAGGGUUCUGAGGUGACAUUUGGCGGUUUCGACAAGAGCCACUACCACGGCGACUUGGCUAUAAUACCCCUACGCAAAAGGUCGUUCUGGGAAGUCGACUUGAAUGCCGUUACACUUGGCGACAACACGACUGAUAUUGAAGGAAUGGGUGUAAUGCUUGAUACCGCGAUGGGUGCAACUAAAGACGUCUACGGCAACUGGAAUGUCAAGUGUAGAGCUCGCGACUCUCUGCCAGAUAUUACUUUUACCAUAGGUGGCUACAACUUUACUUUGGGUCCCUACGACUACACCAAAAAGGGGAAGUUCGGCUGCAGCAGUAUUAUCAAGGCCGUUGACAUCGAGCCUCCAACUGGUCCUCUCGCCAUUUUGGGAGCGGCAUUCCUGCGCAGGUGGUACAGUGUUUAUGAUUUCGGCAAUGGUGCAGUAGGUCUCGCCCAAAGCGUGAAGAAAGGUGGGGGCCAGUAUUAA